UGUAUUUUAAUGCGCGGAUUGAUGACGUAAUGUUGAUUGUCAAACUCGAAAUGGCGAGUGUGCUAAGAGGCCCGUUAGCAGCAGAAAUAAUGAUGUUCGUCGCUCUUUUAUGCUUAUCAUAUGGAGACGGUUGUAGCGUUUCAUCGACUCUGGGGCAGGGUCAGGAGAACAAUGGCGGCGGGGGAAGAGGAGGAGGUGAAUGGAGUCAGCGAGUACCCGGGGCUCUACAAAGUCAUGAUGGGCAAACUAAACGAACAGCGACAACUGGAUCAGUUUACAGACAUUACUCUCAUAGUGGAUGGACACCACUUCAGAGCCCAUAAAGCGGUGUUGGCAGCAUGCAGUCAGUUUUUUCACAAGUUCUUUCAGGAUUUUACCCAGGAGCCUCUGGUGGAGAUAGAAGGAGUGAGCAACACAGCGUUUCGCCAGCUUAUGGAGUUCACAUACACAGCCACGCUAAUGAUAUGUGGGGAGGAAGAGGCACAGGAUGUCUGGAAGGCUGCUGAAUACCUCCAAAUGCAGGAAGCCAUUAAAGCUCUUAAGAAAAUACAUUUCUCAAAGACAACGAGGAGUAUGGCUAAAAAGAGGACGAUUGCAGAAACGUCUAAUGUGAUUACAGAAACGUUACCGACUGUGGAGGGAGAGCAGGUGGAGAUUGAAGUGGUGGAGACUGGCCUGGAGGAAGUGGUAGAUGGAAAGACUGCACAAGCAUCCGAUGGCUCCGCUUUGGCUCUUCUCGCUGACAUAACUAGCAAAUACCAGCAAGAGGAGCCAACAAUUCAUGUAAUCAAAAAGGAUGAAGAGGAGGUCCUGUAUCAGGAGGAAACCGUGACGGCCUCCAAAGUACUGGAGAACGUUGGGGUCGUGGAAGUCCAGAUCUCCCAACAAGACAACGUCUUCCGCUGCAGCAAGUGCGACCGUAGUUUUAAGAUGUACUACCACCUCAGACAGCACAUGAAAACUCACCUGGGCUCUAUGGAGAAGCCUCACGUGUGCAACCACUGCGGGAAGGCCUACACGCGGGAGGGCGCCCUGAAGCAGCACAUCAGCACGUUUCAUUUUGACGCGGAGGAACUGUCUCGAGGGCAGAAAAUUCAAAAGAAGGUGCACAUCUGUGAAUACUGUAAGAAGCACUUUGACCACUUUGGCCACUUUAAGGAGCACUUGCGCAAGCACACUGGUGAAAAACCUUAUGAGUGUCCAGAUUGUCAUGAGCGAUUUGCAAGGAACAGCACACUGAAAUGCCAUAUGGCUGCCUGUCAGAAUGGAGCGGGAGCCAAGAAAGGACGAAAAAAGCUCUAUGAAUGCCAGGUCUGCAGUAGAGUCUUUAUAAACUGGGACCAGUUCAAGGAGCAUCUCAUGUGCCACACGGGAGAGAAGCCCAACCACUGCACCAUGUGUGACAUUUGGUUCACCGAAAUGAGAGAACUGAAAGCGCACCUCAAAGACGUCCAUUCUAUCGAGGACCAGCCAACGGAGCAGCUGGUGAUCACCGACCCGGCCGCGUCCGCCGCCCUCGCCAUCGCCACGCAGCGCAUGGAGGGCGGCGAGACGGUCCUGCUGGAUGACGGCAUUCACGUGGAACACGUCACGGUGGAGCCCGUGGACGUGCUGCACAUGGAGGAGACCACGACGGUGGUGGUGGAGGACGGAGGGGUGGGCGGGAUAUGCGAGGAGGACCUGGAGAGACUAAAGCAGGCCGGCCUGCAGAUCCAAGUGGUCCACGUGAACCCAGACGCAGGUGGCGAGGGGCACGUGGUCAACCCUGAGGUGGAAGUAGAGCUAGAGGAGGAAAUGGUGAACCUUGAAGAAGCAGAGCAAGCGGUGGCUGUAUGAGAAUAAAGCGAGGAUUGUCUUAAAGUACCUAAAGAAUGAUUACCAGUGUCAAACAAUUUAUUUUUUUUUUCUUUUUUUUUUUUUUAUUACUGCAGACAUCUUAUUUUUAUGGAAUCCUGCCUGUGGGAACAAUAUAUCCAUACAUGUAGCUGUCAAAUCGAAUGUCCAUGUCUCUGCUUCUCCAAAUCUUUUACGAGAUUUCUGUUGUCAAGAUUUCUGUAAAACAUUGUAUUUAUUUUAAAGCUGCCCCCUCCACAAUUCAAGGGUUCAGUGAUUUGUUUUAAUCUGCUGAUUAAAUUGUUUGUCAAAUCAGAACACUUGCAAUAACUGC
Molecule: messenger RNA, 2167 nt
Organism: Fundulus heteroclitus (mummichog)
Lineage: Eukaryota; Metazoa; Chordata; Actinopteri; Cyprinodontiformes; Fundulidae
Gene: zbtb35
Product: zinc finger protein 131
Exons: 9
Coding region: 121-1836 (571 amino acids)
Biological process (GO): regulation of transcription by RNA polymerase II
Cellular component (GO): nucleus
Molecular function (GO): RNA polymerase II cis-regulatory region sequence-specific DNA binding; DNA-binding transcription factor activity, RNA polymerase II-specific; protein binding
Source: RefSeq, a predicted model, not a curated record